AUGGCGGGAGCAAAGACGGAAAGCUCGACGUCGGCGUCGGCCGUACGCAUCCGAGAAAACCAGCGACGCUCCAGGGCCCGCCGAAAGGAGUACGUCGAGAGCAUGGAGCGCAAGGUCAAGGACUUUGAGCGCCGCGGCGUCGAGGCGACGCUGGAGAUGCAGCAGGCGGCACGAACCGUGGCCAUCGAGAACGCGCGCUUGCGGAUGAUGCUCGCACGCAUGGGCGCGAGCACCGUCGACGUCGACGAUUUUCUGCAGUCCUUUCAGGAGCAGGAUGCCGCCCGGGCCCUCGAGUCGGUGAGGUUGCAGGGCUUGUCAUCCGACCCGCCGGACCAAGAUAUCAAGGGCCUCGUCCAACCGAAGCCCGACGAGACCCGUGUCGGCAAGUCGACCGGCUCCGACGACGGCCACCACGGCCACAACACAACAGGCCCCGACUCGGCCCGCUGCUCGGCCGCGACGGCGGCGGAAGCGAAUGCGACAUACCACCCCCUUCCACCCUGGGUGAGGCGUCCCGACGCCGCGGCCGUCACCCCCUUCGACAAGCUCGACGUCCUCGCCUUGGCCAGCAUGCAGCAAGGGUCCUGUGAUGGCAUGCCGCGGAGUACGGGACAUUCGUCGGCAGACUCCCGAGCCGACAGUCCCUCGACCGCCGGUGCCAGUCCCGGCGCCAUCACCCCGUCGUCCAACGGGCCUCAUGCCCUGUCCCCUCGCGGUCCAUCAUCAUUCGCUUCGCCCGUGGAAAUGUCCUGCAACGCCGCGGCCCAGAUCAUUGCCGAGAUGCAGGGCUACGGCCAACACCGGGAACUGGUGCAAGAUGAGCUUGGCUGUCACGGCCAGAGCAAGGGCUUUUCCAAGAGCUCGGUCCUAUUUCACAUCCUUGAGCGCGAGGGCCACUUGUGA
Messenger RNA from Drechmeria coniospora, 903 nucleotides. RefSeq lists its product as uncharacterized. The transcript has 2 exons. Lineage: Eukaryota; Fungi; Ascomycota; Sordariomycetes; Hypocreales; Ophiocordycipitaceae. The coding region runs from base 1 to 903 and encodes 300 amino acids. The record is from RefSeq and is a predicted model, not a curated record.